AUGUUCACAGUGAAAUACUUUAUCGCAGUUGCUACAGUAGCGAUUGGUGCAAGCACGCAAUUUUAUAGUUACGGUAUCGUCAAUCCUGUUCUGCCAUUAGUUACGGAAUGGAUUAAUCAAACAUAUAUUGAAAGAUAUGGAACAAUAAUGAACAAGAGCCAGUUAAAUAUUUUUUGGUCAUUCGUUGUAUCAAGUAUGGCAAUUGGUGGAAUUUUUGGAUCACUUAUGACACGAAUAAUGGCUGAUCGGUUUGGUCGUAAGAAUGGUUUACUUAUUAACGGCAUUGCAAACAUUAUUGGUGCAUUUUUGGAAUUAAUCGCAAAAGUAACACGAUCACCAGAGUUGUUGAUCGUAGGUCGAAUAAUUCUUGGUUUCAAUACGGGAUUAGCAUCUGGUCUUGCGCCUAUAUAUUUAAUGGAAAUUACGCCGAGUAAAUAUCGUGGAGCAGCUGGAACUAUUCAUCAGUUAGCUGUUGCUUUCUCCGACUGGUUUUCAUUGCUGAUAGGACUUCCAGAGCUUUUGGGAAAUGAUCGACUAUGGCCGGUAGCAUUUGCAUUCCCUGGAAUUCAGGCACUUGCUCUUUGCUUAAUUCUUCCUUUCUGCCCAGAAAGUCCUAGAUAUAUUCUAUGGCAUAUGAAAGAUAAAGAUGAGACUAUGUCAGUAAUAAAGAAAUUUGUUGAUGAACAGCAUGCAAAUGAUAUUUUACAUGAAAUCAUCGAAGAGACAAGCCAGAUAAAAGGUUCGUAUCGCGAGCUAUUUACCAGAAAAGAGCUUCUGCGGCCGAUGAUGAUUUCGUUAUUGGUGAUGAUAACACAACAAUUCACCGGCUGUUCGAUUGUAUUUGCUUAUAGCACAAAUAUAUUCGUGGAAGCUGGCUUAUCGUUACCAAUAGCUCGAUAUAGUACACUGAUAAUCGGUAUUGCUUAUUUUCUCACUACCUGCCUUGCACCUUACUUGAUUGAAAAAGUUGGUAGGAGAAAACUUUUGCUAUUUCAAUUAUCUAGCUGCGAAAUCGCAAUUAUAUUGCUGAUGGGUUUUGCAUUCCUGCAGAACUACUGCGAAUUCGCGUGGGCAUCAAACGGAAGCGCUAUAGCACUUUUACUUUACAUGCUUGUAUAUGGUGUCGGAUCUCCCAUUCCAUGGAUGAUUACUUCUGAAAUGUUUGACACAGAGGUAAAAAAAAAGGCACCACUGCGGCUUCCACGGAAUUCACGCAAGAAGAACUUUAGCGAAUUCCAUGGCUAA
Messenger RNA from Dracunculus medinensis (Guinea worm), 1245 nucleotides. NCBI's taxonomy places the organism in Eukaryota, Metazoa, Nematoda, Chromadorea, Rhabditida, Dracunculidae. The record is from the annotation of a GenBank genome assembly.